Messenger RNA from Otolemur garnettii (small-eared galago), 3884 nucleotides. It is a transcript of the gene N4BP2L2, whose product is annotated as NEDD4 binding protein 2 like 2. Gene Ontology annotation, biological process: negative regulation of transcription by RNA polymerase II. Lineage: Eukaryota; Metazoa; Chordata; Mammalia; Primates; Galagidae. Gene Ontology annotation, cellular component: nucleus. The coding region runs from base 130 to 3669 and encodes 1179 amino acids. The record is from RefSeq and is a predicted model, not a curated record. Gene Ontology annotation, molecular function: transcription corepressor activity. The transcript has 10 exons.
ACCUCGAUCCUGAGGGCUGGGCUCUUAGUUCUUACAGAUCUGCGCUUUGCGGCUUUCCUUUCACCUUCAGAAAGGUGUCGUUUUAAAAGAAGAUUUUAUUGGGAGGUCGAUGCAGAGCUGUAGAGUAAAAUGCCUUAUGAUGAAAUUGAAGCUAAAUUCUUGGGAUCUAGAGAGGAAGUAACAAGUGAACCUCGCUAUAAAAAAUUGAAGGCAACUGCAGAGGCUUACAUUUUUCCUCAUCAUACUAGUGCUGAUUUCCACGGAAACCAAGAGAAAACUGGAAAUGAUCGGGUCCCUGUGAGCAUCAUUGAUGUCAGAGGACAUAGUUCUUUUCAGGAGGAUAAAACCAAAACUACUGAUUUACGGAGACCUUUGCAUGAUGCAGUGCCUGCUAAGAGAUCAAAUGUUGAAUCCAUUGAUUCACAAGUUUUACAGGUUGCAGGUCCUCCAUUACUGUCCACAGACGAUGGGAUAUAUAGCACAAGUAAAGCGUUUAUAGGACCCAUUUACAAACCCCCUGAGAAAAAGAAAUGUAAAGAAAGGAGGAAUGAGGCAGACGACCUCACUGGUAUAAAUGACAAAGGAGGACAAAAAGAGAAACAGAAACUUAAGAAAUCAGAGAUUGAUGAUGAAUUAUUCCAGUUUUACAAAGAAAUUGAAGAGCUUGAGAAUGAAAAAGAGGAUUUGGAAAACAGUUGUAAGGAACCUGAACCUCCUCAGGAACAAUUUAUGCCAUAUUAUCAGGGCCAUAAUAAUGAUCUUUUAAAAUCUGAUGAAGAAAAGAAAGAUCUUAUUAAUGCUCUUCAGCCACAUUGUGGUUAUCAACAGAACUUGGAGAAUGACCCCGGCAAAUAUCCCUGUAAUGGACAAGUAAUAACUACAUUUUGCGAUUUUCCAUUUACUUCCUUUAGGCCUGAAUGGCAGUCAGUGCAUCCUUUUAUAGAACCCCAUGGUCCUCCUUUUCCCAGUUUGAACUAUCAUUUAAAUAUUCAAAGAUUCAAUGCUCCACCAAAUCCACCAUUAAGUAUUUUCCAAGCCCAAGAUGAGUGUCAAAUGCAAAAUGGAUAUUUUGUAGAUAGUUGUAAUGUUAACUGGAAUUGUUUGACUUUUGAUCAGAGCAGUGAAUAUACUGACUAUUGUGAGACUAGCGAUAGCAUUCAUCCCUCUAGAAAUGGCUGCAGUAUGCAAGGUGGAUAUAUGAAUAAUGAUUUCUGUGAAAUCAGAGAAGGAUACUGGAAAGAUCCUUCUGUGGACAAACAUAAUGCAACAGACAGGUUUGUGAACCAGCAUUUUCAAGAGGAAAAGUUAAAUAAAUUGCAGAAGAUACUUAUUCUUUUAAGAGGCUUGCCUGGUUCUGGGAAAACAACAUUGUCUCGAAUUCUGCUUGGUCAGAGUCGUGAUGGCAUUGUGUUCAGCACUGAUGACUAUUUUCACCAUCAAGAUGGGUACAGGUAUAAUGUUAAUCAACUUGGUGAUGCCCAUGACUGGAACCAGAACAGAGCAAAACAAGCUAUUGAUCAGGGGAGAUCUCCAGUUAUAAUAGACAACACUAAUACACAAGCAUGGGAAAUGAAACCAUAUGUGGAAAUGGCCAUAGGAAAAGGAUACAGAGUAGAGUUUCAUGAACCUGAAACUUGGUGGAAAUUUGAUCCUGAAGAAUUAGAAAAGAGGAAUAAACAUGGUGUGUCUCGAAAGAAGAUUGCUCAGAUGUUGGAUCGUUAUGAAUAUCAAAUGUCCAUCUCUAUUGUAAUGAAUUCAGUGGAACCAUCACAAAAAAGCACACAAAGACCUCUUCCUCCAGAUGGGAGACAGAGAGAAAGAGUUUUAAAGAAAACUGGGCACAGUCUCAGCAAAACCAAACAAAAGAGAAAAAGAAAUCGAAACAAAAAGCAGAACACUCAGUGUAAAAUUAUGGAGGAGAACUCAUUUAAAAUCUUAAGUUACCAUAAACCAGAUGAUCAGGACCCAUCUCAGAGUGAAGAGGAAGAGAUCAAAAGAGAAUCAAAAGAGCAUCCUUUCACUGGUGGUCUACAAAAUGAAGUGGGAGAUUCCGUGAAUGGCUAUAAGGAAAAUGGAUGGAAAACUGUAGAUCCUGAAGACAGUUUUCCAAAUGUUAUGUCUAGAGUUGAUUUGGAGUGUAUACCAAAGAAUUACCUCUGUAAAGAAGGCGAUGACUGGUUUCUAAGUGUGUCAUCAAUGCCAAAUAAAUGCUCUGUUACUUGUGCAGGAUUGACUCAAAAUCAUUCCUGUAACACAAGUGAUGACUGCUCUGGUGUGAAGGUAGCAAAGCAUAUUGGAAAUAGGCAUAUCAGAGCAUUAGGCAUCCAGGACCUAUUUGCUGAAACCCCUCUCUCUUUUAUGAAGAAAAAAGAGAUGAUAGAUAAAAGUAUUCCAGAUGAACCAAUGCUGUGCCAUCAACAUGGAUCCAGAACUUCAGAUAAACUUUUAAGAGAGGAGCAAAGACUACAAGAAACUAAAAACAGUGAUUGGGCUUUUUUCACAGCCAGUUUGUCUGAUGAAGAAUUACAGCUGGGCUUUGAUAGUCAACCCUACUUUGCUGGCUGGCCUGAGGGACCUCAUAAGUUUGUAUGUGAACAGAGAUCAAAGAAAGAUAGAUCAUGUAAGUUGGCCUGUCCAGAUGGCAGGGAGCAAUUGAUUUCAUUGAUCUCCACUUCUGUAGGAACAUCAGGAGCAGGAAGCACUUCAGGAAGCACGAUGGAGGAGAAGCUACUGAUAGAAAAUGAAGAUUUUUCACCUCCGCCUGAAACUAUAGAUUCAUUCGCAGAAACAGAAACACCUAUCUUUAAAAGCUGCUUACCCCAACCAGAUGUGCCAGAGAGUGUCUUACAAUCAACAAAGAAUAAGAAACAGAGGCAGAAAAGGAUUUUCAAUUUGGCACCAAACUUUAACUUACUGGGACAGAACCAUAUUAAUGCAAAAGAAAGGGAGGAACAUGAUGUGUUAAUAGAAAACCAUGGACUAGAAAUUAUUUUGGGAGAUGAAAAAGGUAGAAUUUUAGAAAUAAACAAUGAAAGGAUGAAUAAACAAAAGCUUACGACCUUUGAUUAUCAUCCAUCAAGGUUUUACUUUCAUUUUAUGGAAGUUCCCCCUCUAUUUAUUGGUGGACAAUUUUAUUCUUAUUGCCUGUCAUUUAACAAACUAAGGCACUCUGCCUGUUUUUGUAAAAACGCUGCUCCCUCUCUUGUGCUGCGCUAUAUAUCUAGCUUCUGGAAGGUCUUGUCUACAAGCAAGAAACCAUGUUUGACUUUUAGACCUCAGACAAGACUAGCUAAUAAACUAGAUGACGUAGGUUCUCUUUCUUCAGAAAUUCUAAGUAACCAGCCUGAUACUUUGUGCUCUUUGAGGGCCACUUCUGAUCUUCACUUUUUGAAUGAAAGGUUUGAUGAAAAGCUGAAGAGGUGGAAGGAACCUAAGUACUUACUGACUGAAGAUAACCAAGAUUUAAUAAACACUGACUCUAUUUCCCUUGGGCUACUGUUAUCACAAGAGUUUGCCUCUCAACUAGUAAAACUUUUUGGAUCUCCUGGAGUUCCAAUAGAAUCCUUGUUGCCUGAUGACUAUGUGGUUCCCCUUGACGGGAAGACAUUGAAGAUGAUCUAUUUGCAAUGGAAAACAUCAGUGGAGAAAAGACAGAAGAAGAUUGGUUAAAAAAUGAGAAUUCCUUGAACAUUGAGUUUUCCUGUCUUCCUGCUGCUGCUGAAGAUCCUGAUCAUCUAGAAAAGUCAGAAUGCUCAGUGCCAACUCAAAGGAUUCACUCGUUCCAGAGACAUACCUAUUGGAUACCAAAAUUCAUUUGGAUAAUCUGUCCAACCAUUCUUGAUAAGUUAUCUGAAUAAUAAAAUACUCAGCAAAAGAGGUAACAA